AUGAUACGCUUGGGGUUUAUAAGGGCAUUCAACUCAGAUUCGUUUCAACUUGACAUCGUUGGUUUUCUGGCUAUUCUAGGAGAAGGUUCAUUGGAGCCGAUUGCACAAGUAGCGACGCUGAGCUAUCUGAUCUACCUGCCACGUCUCAUUCCUGCACCUCAGACAUUCCUGAAGACCCAGAGACCUGAGAAGCUCGAGACAACGUCUAAUGCAAAAGUUGUAGGAGUGCACUCUGGGAAUGCUAGCGAGGAUAUUCACCAUGUCGCCCAUGCUCUGCACAGGGGCGAUAAACUGGCGCCUAAUACGGUGCAAUGUGUGAGGGUGGACGAAGAUGAGACUUUGGAUAGACCCUCUAUCAAGAGAUAUGGCCCUCUAGCGAUCCUGGCACUGCUAGGCUUUGCUAUGAGUAUCACACUGUUUGCGUUGUCUCUAUACUACGACGAUGGCAUGGCGCUGUUGGCCACAUUGUCCCUAUCAUUCCUGAGCACCAAUACAGGCAUAGCGAACAAAUGGCAGCCAACACCCAACGACCCGAAACCUGACAAGCACUCACCUCCCGGAGACGUAAUCAUAAAAUAUCCUCAAGGUGCCUUCAUCGUGGUCAAAUGUAGCGAAAGAACCGCACGAUAUCUCUACUUCAACCCUUCGGAACGAUGCAUCUACUCCGUACGCAGUACGCCGAUAUAUCGUUUGCUUUCUCUCAUAUCUACACUCUUGCUCAUGGCUGGUGUGGUAUGCUUGGCCAACUCGAAAAUCGAACUCCAGACAGCGUUUGCCGGCUCUUAUAUGAUGAUCAAUAUCUUUUACUGGAUAGGAGCAGCCUUGCCUCCGCAAAGACACUGGGAUCUAUCACGGCUGAAACUGUCACAUGUAGACCUUAGAGGAGGAAUACAACCUCGGUCCGCAGAAGAGAAGGUCAAAACCCAGCCGCAGACGUAUACUGAGGCCUUGUGGAAGACGAUAGCAGUGACGGGGACGAAGUCGUGGUUGAUGUCGACUGAUUGGGCUCCUAGAACGGAGGCCUGGGCUGAGUGGCUGCGCGAGGCGGAGGAUGCCGCUUUAGCAGAACCCAUGGUCGUAUCGUGGAGAGAAGGACAAGAGGUUUGGAGGAUAAGGAAUUGGGAUAGUCGGCAGAUGCUGUCCAGUAUUCUGAGGACUAAAACAGGCAAUUUGAGGUCUGGGAAAAUGGAGGUAUAG
Lithohypha guttulata is the source of this 1197-nucleotide messenger RNA. RefSeq lists its product as uncharacterized. NCBI's taxonomy places the organism in Eukaryota, Fungi, Ascomycota, Eurotiomycetes, Chaetothyriales, Trichomeriaceae. The transcript has 2 exons. The record is from RefSeq and is a predicted model, not a curated record. The coding region runs from base 1 to 1197 and encodes 398 amino acids.